AUGGCCAAUUUCCCCCCUAAAACUCCUGCUGAAACCCCUACCAAGGAGCAGCAGGGUCUUCGCCGCUCGAGCCGCUCAACCCGUGGCCAGCUCAGCCAGAACACUUUUCUCCUCCAGCACUUUGUCGUAGGAGAAGAGGCAGCUCGCCCGAUCCCUGGGCCUGGACGUCGCCAUGCUAUCGCAAAGCCCAAGGCUUAUCAUGCCGAUGAGUCGGGUCCGCUGGCACAAUCGGCGCCCACAGCUUCCAACAGUUCAUGUCAACCUAGAAGACGAAGCCUGAGCAACAAUCUUUCCAAUUUCGGGAGUCAUGAGGAGGCACUUGCCGGCUCUGCUGAGGCGGGAGCCUGGGUAAGCGGUCGGCGAAGCAAUGCUACAGCUGCUUGUCCUCUUCCCUCUAUUCGACAUAUUGGUGAUCGUCGCCGAAGUGCCUCUCCGCCCCAGUUGGCUUCUUCAAACAUGAGAGAUCGUCGAGUUCCGGCCCCUCAGCAGCAGGCAAUGCCCGCCUUCCCUUGGGAGCCAGCCUUUCAGUAUGGAUUCCAAAUGUCUCCUCAGUAUCAGCCCCUGAGGCAGCAGCAACCCCACCCUUUUACAAUGCCUGCGCAGCUCGAUCAGAUGCUCCCGCCUGAACACUCUGAGCAGCAACCUCAAGUAUUUGCCUCCGAUGCCCCCGGAAUCUUUGUGGAUCUAGCGGAUUUGAUGCUCGACACACAGGCUCCAGUGAAUCCACAGACGAACAGCAUCCCGAAAACUGAUGUUCCCCAGUUUGCAGAACUAGUUGACUCGUAUAACAAGAUUCACGAGGAACGUCAAGUACAGGAAGAGCGAGACCGUCCGGCUGCGCAAGAUGAAAAAGACAAAGCGAAGGUGACAGAGGCGGAAGAGCUAAGCCAGGAGGAGAUGGACGCAUUGUGGGAUCAGUUCAUGGACCCUGAUGCUUUCAAAUGA
This is a messenger RNA of Fusarium musae, 945 nucleotides long. RefSeq lists its product as uncharacterized. The transcript has a single exon. The record is from RefSeq and is a predicted model, not a curated record. NCBI's taxonomy places the organism in Eukaryota, Fungi, Ascomycota, Sordariomycetes, Hypocreales, Nectriaceae. Bases 1 to 945 code for a protein of 314 amino acids.